AUGGCGGAGAACCUCCCUCCCGCUCCUUCGGGACGGGGAGUACUGCCCCAACCCAUCGAGAUUUCCUCCCGAUCUUCCAACCCAUUCGCCUCCAAGUACGACCUUUCCAGAAUAUCAGCAACAAAUGAUCGAUUCCCCGAAGCGAAUGAUCAAAGGACUAUUGUACCUAACCUGCCAGAACAACCCUCACCAAACGACCACGCUGAACCCGCCUCCUCCCAACUUACAUCUCCCCGACAUCUUCCGCAGUCACGGGAGUCUGCAGAAAGCACGACGAGAGCUUCCCUGCCGCAACGGAUUGAGAGUCCUACAAGCAGUUCCAAGGAUAGGAAACACCAGAUACAAAGUGCCAAAGGUUUGGAAGAUGAUUCUCCGAAACGGAAGUUUGUUCCAGAACCUAUCGAGACCACCUCACGGUCAUCCCGUAAACCGAUCUCUGGGCCCGCAGGUCGGAAAGCUCCACAGUUGGUUGAAACUACGUCAGAACGCCGCCGAAAAAAAAUACAAGAAAUUGAUCCAGAUUCCCCUCCCAACAAUAUCGCUGGCAAUGGCAAAACGGGCUUUUCAUCUGGGGGUCACAUGCGUCUUCAUCAGAAUCUCCCAUUACGCUUGGGGGUGCCCUCUUCAGGACCGGACGUGUCCAAAAAAAUAUCCCCGCAGCUGAUUGAAACUGCAACACGUUCUGUCCGUCAGAAAUGUCUUGUACGAGGCACUGCAGAAUAUCCAGAGCAUAGGCUAUCAUCACCAUCCUCAGCUUCACAGCAGAAGCUAUCCGCGCCAGAAAGCACGGAGUCCCGAUACUCAUAUGCAAAUAUUCUCCGUCGUCAAGAGGAAAAGGGGCGGUCAUUCCAAGUCCCGGCACUUUCAACUAUACCAUCGAAUAGCAGUGAGGAUUCCGAGAGGUCCCCAGUUCCGUCGCCUCCAACCUCUCCUUCGACUCUCUCCAAUAUCAGCAGCAAUAGACUAUACCCGGAGGAACGCCUAUUGCGCGAAAGCUGUGAUGAGAGGUACUCUGGCUAUUUUCUGUCUCUGGCUUCACGUUCGGCACAAAAGCUGCUGAGGGAUCAAGCCCUUGCCGCUUUCCCUAACGAACAAGUCCAUCAAACUGUUUCUCAUUUUGCUAUUGAUCGAGAAGAAGAGGACAUAUCAGAUGACGGCGGCGACAGUAUAGGUAUAUCACUGCGUGACUUGAAAAUGAAUUUUUUGAAAUUCCGGCGUGAGUCAACCAUUGACCUUUGUUGGGAACUGGACGAAAUGAGAAGACACAAGGAGGAAUCUGAAAUGAGAGCCCGCCAAAAGGUGUUUGACGCAGGCCAGUCCCGAUUCUCAGCUGCUGCAAUAGCCGCUAGACAGGCGGCUGAAAACGAUGUCUUGAAAGUACACCAAGCUUCUCACCAGGCCCGCAUGGGAUUGAACCAAGUCAGCGAAUACACCAGCCCGCCAAUGCUUGGAGGAGAUAUCAACUUUCCCCAAAGCCUAUCACCCCAAGCCACCAGAUGCGAAGUCGACAAUCCCCCGGCUCAUCACCAUGCCGACAAUUGCAUAGAUCCCAUAAGAUGUGAAGGACUCUGGAGCCCAAACCCCCAAAAUGACGAUUUCGAAAACGGCGGCUUGUGGAUGGGUCUAUGUCGCCGAACCGAUGAGCCAAAACAAGCAUCCUCGGUCAUACCCAGACUUGGGAUAAUCACCCCCGCUGCCACCGAUGAAAAUGGCUCCUUCCAAAGCCUCACCAGCAUCACCAUGACCACCACCGCCACAAGAUCUGCUCCCCCACGCACCCUCGAUAGUCCCUCCCAUCUCCCUACAACCCCACCUGACUCCAACCCUGACCUCGACAACGUCGAUGAACUCCUCCUCCUCGAACAAGACAUCAAACGCGAAUUCAAUGACGCCUUCGUAACCCAGAUCUACAACUACCUCUCUCUCGGCUACCCCUGCCUCGCCCGCUACUAUGAUGAGGAACUCAGCAAGAUCUCGCACAUCCCGAUCGAGGAGCUACGGAAAGACGACAAGCGCGCUAACGCCAAAGGGUACGUGGGUGUCCCCGAAGGCCUUGGUGCGGGUGAGAAUGUGGUGUCAUCCGGCACAUGCUUGCGCUGGACAGCACUGAAGCUGUAUAUUCAUGAGUGGGCGAGGCAGCAGCCGAGGAUGGCUAAGGCAGAAGGGUGUCAGUUGCCUGACGAUGGAUCUGGGAUGGAUGCAUGGGGAGCUCGAGCGCGGAGGGGCAGCUGGGCUAUUUGA
This is a messenger RNA of Histoplasma capsulatum G186AR, 2241 nucleotides long. RefSeq lists its product as uncharacterized. The record is from RefSeq and is a predicted model, not a curated record. NCBI's taxonomy places the organism in Eukaryota, Fungi, Ascomycota, Eurotiomycetes, Onygenales, Ajellomycetaceae. The transcript has a single exon. The coding region runs from base 1 to 2241 and encodes 746 amino acids.